GAAUGGAGCAGAUUCCUCUGUCCCAAGUGUUCCCAAAAGGCAGGAUGCUGAUGAUCUCUCUGGUGAUACUUUCAACUAUGAAGAAUACUGUGCUGCCAAGGCGGUCACCGGGCCCUGCCGUGCAGCCUUCCCACGCUGGUACUUCAAUGCUGAGAAGAACGCCUGUGAUAACUUCAUCUUUGGGGGGUGCCGGGGCAACAAGAACAACUACCUGUCCGAGGAGGCAUGCAUGCUCCGCUGCUUCGGCAAACAGACCUAUCCUGGCCUGCCUCCUGGCACUGAAGUGGUCGUCCUGGUGGGGCUGUUCAUCAUGGUCCUGAUCCUUUUCCUGGGAGCCUCUGUGGUCUACCUGAUCCGUAUGGCUCGGAGGAACCAGGAACGCGCCCUCCAAACCAUCUGGAGCUCCGGGGAUGACAAAGAGCAGCUGGUGAAGAGCACGUAUGUCCUGUGAAGGCCACCCUGUCACCACGAGACCUGGGGAGCACGGUGCACAGAGCACCAGGAAACACGUGUGCUUUUUAAAAAUAGAGUGAUUGCUUUGUAUUGUGAGAUCGGCAGGGCCUCAGUCUGUUUCUUACUUGAGAAGGGAAGAAGGCCAGGCGGGCUCACUUUAGAAGCCCUCGUGGGGAAGAAGGUCCGUUUGGCGUUGCAGAUGGCCUGGCAGCAGCCUGGCACCUUCAUAAGCUUGCUUUCUUUCCUCCAGGUGUUCUCUUUGCUUGAGUUGCAUCCCACUGCUUCCUUUCCCUUCACAGCAGUGGUGUUUAGUACUUGCCUUUGUUCAUUUGAUUGAUUUGUAUGUGUGUUUUUUAAGCAAGCAGAAACAUAAUGUUUUUUUUAUUAGGAUUCUGAGAAUAACAAAAUGAAAUGUCCAAGUUUAAUAAAAAGGGCCUCCCUUUUAAAAUAAA
Molecule: messenger RNA, 905 nt
Organism: Tupaia belangeri chinensis (Chinese tree shrew)
Lineage: Eukaryota; Metazoa; Chordata; Mammalia; Scandentia; Tupaiidae
Product: kunitz-type protease inhibitor 2
Molecular function (GO): serine-type endopeptidase inhibitor activity
Source: RefSeq, a predicted model, not a curated record